GAGAUCCCAGUUCUCCUGUGUUCAUGUCCCCGCCCCUUCCAUCGCUCUCUCCGCAUCCCCCAAAUGUCGUGCCGCCCGCCGUAGCGCCGGGCUACACCCCGAAAGUCUCUUUCGACACAUUCGAGAACCCCGUCGCGUCCAUGUUCUCGUUUACACUGCAAGUCAAGACGGCGGGGUAUGUGAGGAACCGCCACACGCGCGUGUUUCUGUGCGCUGCGGGACCCGACGAGAGCGGAAAAGAGGCGCUGGACUGGUCGCUGGAGGCGCUCGUGCAGGAUGGUGACGAGCUGGUCGUGUGCCGCGGGAUCCAGGAGGACGUGUUCGAGAAGGACCACGACCCCAUCCGCGAGGAGGCGCGGCAACUUCUCAUGCAAGUUCAGGCUAAGAGCGUUGAAUACGACCCCGAUCGCAAACUUUCAAUCAUCGUGGAAUUCAUUCCGGGCAGGGUGACCGAGACUAUCGAUCGGCUGAUAGCCUUGUACCGCCCGGAUAGUGUCGUCGUCGGCACGCACAGCAAGAAGGCGUGGCAAGGCAUGGUGCUACGAGGGAAAGGCGGGAUGGGCAGCGUCAGCAAAUACUGUCUAACACACUCACCUGUCCCCAUCAUCGUCGUGCGACCCGAGCGCAAGACGAAGAAGUCCGUCGAGAAACGGCGGGCAGAUCCUAAGCGGGGCACCCAUUUCGACGUGGACGGAGACCGCGCAGCCCCGCCACCCAUGAACAGACAUGGCAAGACCUACGACGUUAUCGGCAGUCGACCGCUGGGCUCGAGCGGUCGUGGGAACCCCUGAGCGUUCGCGGCAUCGCUCUGGUGAAUGUGGCCACAGGUUCCACCCUGAUCAGGAAAUACCCUGUACUGUAAGGUCAUAAAUUGGCACUAAUAUCACGAGAAGACCAUGGACGAUGUAUUUUAAGCUUUGUAUUCUGAAGCCAUUGGAGUCUGUUACAACGAAAUCACACUGCUAUACUCUCUGAA
Mycena citricolor is the source of this 976-nucleotide messenger RNA. NCBI's taxonomy places the organism in Eukaryota, Fungi, Basidiomycota, Agaricomycetes, Agaricales, Mycenaceae. The record is from the annotation of a GenBank genome assembly.